Fraxinus pennsylvanica is the source of this 1353-nucleotide messenger RNA. The record is from the annotation of a GenBank genome assembly. NCBI's taxonomy places the organism in Eukaryota, Viridiplantae, Streptophyta, Magnoliopsida, Lamiales, Oleaceae.
AUGGAUAGUGAGACUCUUGGUCCGGCAACAUAUUACACGAUCGAUACAAACAGGUGGGCAGUUAGCAAUGUUGGUCUGCCUUCUGGUAGCGGCAACCCACAAUACACGAAUACUUUGGAGUCAGAGUUGUUUCAAACUGCACGAAUUUCUGCUGGAUCUUUGAGAUACUACGGCUUGGGUCUUGAGAAUGGUAAUUACACUGUGAGACUUCAGUUUGCUGAGAUCCAAAUUCUAGGCACUAGAACUUGGAUGAGUCUUGGAAAGCGUGUUUUUGAUGUAUAUAUUCAGGGGAAACUGGAGCUGAAAGACUUUGACAUACUAAGAGAGGCUGGUGGGACUGCUUUGAGAGCUGUUAAGAGGGAAUUGCAAGUAGAAGUGUCUGAAAACUACCUUGAAAUUCAUCUCUUCUGGGCUGGAAAAGGGACUUGUUGUGUACCUGCUCAAGGUACAUAUGGACCUUUGAUUUCGGCAAUAAGUGCCACCCCAGAUUUCGUUCCCACCGUUAGAGACAGACCUCCAAGUAGGAAGAAGAACAGGACUGGCCUGAUUGUAGGGAUUGUAGUUGCAGUCGGAGCUGUAAGCUUUCUUUCUGUAUUUGUAGCAUACUAUUUGGCUCAGAGAAGAAGAAAGAAGGAGAGCUAUGAUGAAGAAUUCUUGGGAAUGGAUGCCAGACCUUACACGUUUAAUUAUGCGGAGCUAAGAGCUGCAACAGAUGACUUCAAUCCUGAUUAUAAGCUUGGAGAGGGAGGAUUUGGACCUGUGUACAGGGGAACACUUGAGGAUGGAAGAGUUGUUGCUGUAAAACAAUUUGGGUAUCUUGCACCUGAAUACGCCAUGCGCGGACACCUUACCGAGAAAGCAGAUGUAUUUAGCUUUGGAGUUGUAGCUCUAGAGAUUGUUAGUGGAAGGCCGAAUUCUGACUCAAGUUUGGAAGACGAUAAAAUGUAUCUUCUUGAAUGGGCUUGGAAUCUUCAUGAGACAAACCAAGAAAUGGAACUCAUUGACAGAACAUUAUCCGAAGUGAACGAGGACGAAGUAAAAAGAAUUAUAGGAGUGGCUCUUCUGUGCAGUCAAACAUCGCCCGGUUUGCGGCCUUCAAUGUCACGUGUGGUGUCAAUGCUUUUUGGAGACAUUGAGGUGCCCCCAGUCACUUCAAAGCCUGGAUACCUGACUGACUGGAAAUUCAAUGAUGCAACAACCUCUAUGUCGAACAUGGAUAGUUCAACUUCAAGAACUGAUAUUAGUCAGGGCAAUCCAUCAAACAUAAAAAGCACGGCAACUACAGAUCCAUCUUAUUCACCUAUCUCUGAUUCGAAACCCAUUCUUCAUGAGAUUAUAGGCGAGGGCUGGUGA